Messenger RNA from Hylaeus volcanicus, 3156 nucleotides. Its product is annotated as leucine-rich PPR motif-containing protein, mitochondrial-like. The transcript has 3 exons. Gene Ontology annotation, molecular function: protein binding. The coding region runs from base 101 to 3124 and encodes 1007 amino acids. Lineage: Eukaryota; Metazoa; Arthropoda; Insecta; Hymenoptera; Colletidae. The record is from RefSeq and is a predicted model, not a curated record.
UGUGACAGCUGAUCAUUUUUACAUGAUACAUUUGGAUACACUCAUGCCAUAACUAUAAUGCCAGGGUAUGUGUAUGUAUGGAUAAUUAAAUACCAACAAAAUGAUUUUAAUAAGAAAAUGCAAAAACCUCGUUAAAGUAACGAGAAUGUACACCAUCGGUUAUGGAAAUUUGUUAACAUUGACGAUUCGUAACCUAUCAAUUAGAAACUAUAUGAUUCUGUCUUGUCGCUGUAUGACAAGACCGCUCUUAAAUAAUUUUAACGCAGAUUUUAGAGUAAAUUACAUUUAUGUUAAUGGAGCAGAAAACUCUCAGAGUUUUCAAUACAAAGUCAUGAUAAUCCACCAGAAUUUUAAUAAGCGAAGCAUACAAUUGGACAAUUUGAAAAAUAUAAUCGAUGAUUUAGAAAAGGAUGAUUUCAACUUGUCGAAGAGUUUAAGCGUAACGUUAAUCAAAUGUUGCGGAAAUAUGCUACCCAGUGUGCCUUUGAAGCUGCGGCAGGAAUUAACCGACCGUGUUUGGAAUCUUGCAAGCAAAAGAAAAUCGGAAUUGACUAUAGACCACUAUCACGCUUUGUUACACGCAUACAUUGAUAAUGAUAACAUCAUCGAUCCAGGUGAAUUUUUAAAGAGUAUGGUUGUUGAUGCACAGUACGAUACUUAUUGUCUUUUACUAAAGUUAUCAUCGAAGUCAGGUGACAUUGCAUCAGUUGAAACUCUUAUAUCGGACAUGCAUAAAGCGGGCCUACCUUUGGAUGAAGAAGCUUAUAACACAUUAGUGCAUGUGUAUGCUGUAAAUGGAGAUGUAACAGGAGCCAAAAAAGUUAUGGAUUCCAUGGUGAAAGUAAAUAUUAAACCCUCGCCUACAACUUAUGCUCAGUUAAUGUAUGCUUUUGCAAAAACCAACGAUAUUGAGGCUUUAACUGAAAUUCUAUCUACCACAGCAAUAUCUAAAUCGGAAUUUAUGAAGCUCGUUAAGUUUCUUAGUGUAUCAGGAAACGGAGUUCAUAUACCAGAUGUUUUGAAGUUCAUGCAACCAUUACAGUUCCCUGAUACAGAUGUUAUUGCAGUUAUCAUACAACUCGUACAUAUUGGACAUUUUUUAGAUGCUUACAAAAUUAUCACUCAGAUUUCUAUAAGCGAUACUUGUAAGACUAUAAGAAGAUCAUUGGUAUUUUCGUUUUUAAAAGAAGUGGUUGCGUUGAAUUCGAAUCAAACCGUGGUGGAACUUGUGAGUGAUCUUGCAAUAAAACAUCGUAUUGAAGGAGUCUGGAGGAAGGCGGUUGAAUUUGCUUCAAUUAAAAGCAAUGUAACACUUGCCCUUACGAUAUUCGACAAGAUGAAGUCGCAAGGCAUGGUUGUUCAGUCUCAUUAUUACUGGUUGUUACUUUCAAACGUAGGUCAAAGGGAUGAGGAAAGUGAUAUAUAUUUGAUCAUCAGACACAUGAUAAAUUUAAACAUUAUAAUAGACUCCAAGACAUUUAUAAAUCAUGUGUUUCCAUAUAUCAAUACCAAAGAUCCUGUUGUUACAGUUCAAAAAAUGCAUAACAAUGGGAUAGCAUGCAUUUACACAGUACCACCACUUGUGAAGUUUUUGUUAGACGAACAGAGAUUACAGGAAAGCAUAAACCUGUGUUCCACUUUUAAAAAGAAAGUCGACUGCCAGGACUUGUUAGACUCCCUAAUUUUGAAUUAUAAUGCAUCGAAGGAUAUCAAUAGCUGCAUACAAGUCUUAUUCGACUUAUCAUACAAUGGUCGUGGCUUCUCUAGUAAUUUCUUAAAGAAAUUCGUGGAUCGACCCGAGUUCGGACUGGACGAUAUAAAGGAUACUAUACAAUUUUUGAAUACUAUGAAAUCACAUGGAGUACUUAUGUCCCUCACUGAUAUACAAUACAUAGAAAACAAAAUUUUUAAUCUAAACAUAACAGAGUAUUGUAAAUGUUCUGUUUCGCAUCUGUUGGUUGCCGUGACCGGGGACAGAAAGAUACAUAAUUAUAACAGCGGAUCCUACGUUCAUCCGCAGAACAUGAAUAAAGACCAAUUGAUUACGCAUUUGUACACGCUUAAAACUGCAGAGAAGAAUACCAGAGGUGUGCUGCGAAAACUAUUUAAAAUCGUAUGUAACGAGAACAAUAUAAACAAAGUACAGGAAAUCGCAGCAGAAAUGAAGAUGAACAACUUCGAUUGGUCGCCUGGAAUGAAAGCGGUUUUAUUCAGUUUUUAUACAAAAAAUAAAAUGACUGCUGAAGCCAUGUCUACGUUACAUGAAAUUCAUUCUCUGUUCCCACAGUUUCAGAUUGAUAAUUUCAAGAUUUUGGCUUUCGUUAUAUUGCUAGUGAAGAAGGAUAAAGUAGAUGAAGCUUUCAAUGUGAUAGAUUGUACGAAUGUGAAUCAUAAACAUAAUGCACUUAAUGUCUGCGUACAACUAUUAAACCUCCUAGCGAAAGGUAUCCAUUCGAAUCAUACCAAAGAAAUGAUUCAUCUCCUCGUUCAAAAAGGUUACUGCUUGUAUAGCAAUGUGCUCCGGUAUUUGGUUUACGUCCCUUUGUUAAAAGGUGAUAUCGAAUCUGCUGUGAAUGUGUUCAAACAAUGCGCUGAGAACUACAAUAUAACCCCUGCAAAGCAGGAAAUAUUAUUAGGUAUACUUAAGAAAAGCCCAUCCCAACAAUUUAGUCGAUUACUGGAUGAAGUUUACACUCUUAUAGUACAAGUGCAUGGAAAAAGAAAGGCAAUUGUGAAUUUUGCGAUAGCAUUAGCACAGUGCAAUAAAAAGAAGGAACUAGAAAUUUUACUCAAAAAAGAGUGGAUAUGGUCGAAUCUUUUACUGGAACAGUUAAAGUAUUUGCAAGACGCAGAGAUUGUAAGGACGUCGUUGAUACUUUUAGAAGUAGGUGGAGAAAUAUUGGGAGAACGCUUGGAACCUAUAUGUAAUUUAACUUUGUUCAUAUAUAAGAAAAAGGGUAAAUAUGAGCAGGCUGUAAACUUAGCGAACGAAAUGAAAAAGAAAGGAAUAUUACCUAGCAAAACUUUUGAAAAAAGUUUGAACGAAUUAUUGACGACUUAUAAAUUACCAAUAUCGAUUUCGACAUCCAAUGAUACUAUGGUGAAAACAAAUGAAACGAUAUGAUGAUAUAGAUUAAUAAAUAAUUUUUAAAUUUU